Messenger RNA from Alosa alosa (allis shad), 803 nucleotides. RefSeq names its product NK3 homeobox 1 (gene nkx3-1). The coding region runs from base 102 to 719 and encodes 205 amino acids. Gene Ontology annotation, biological process: cell differentiation; regulation of transcription by RNA polymerase II. Gene Ontology annotation, cellular component: nucleus. NCBI's taxonomy places the organism in Eukaryota, Metazoa, Chordata, Actinopteri, Clupeiformes, Clupeidae. The transcript has 2 exons. The record is from RefSeq and is a predicted model, not a curated record. Gene Ontology annotation, molecular function: RNA polymerase II cis-regulatory region sequence-specific DNA binding; DNA-binding transcription factor activity, RNA polymerase II-specific.
CUUACCAGUAACUUUCGUUUGGGAUGUUCUGAGUUAUUUCCUUUGAACUGGCGUUUAGAGCGCAUCUCCUUUAGCCCUGAUUUGGAAUCUAUCCGAGGGAAAUGGCGGGGUCGGAGAAGCAGCUUACAUCGUUUUUCAUUGAAGAUAUCCUCUCAAUUAAAGAAGAGAAACGACGAACCUCAAGUUGCGGUGACAUACGGGAUGACAGUUCUGAAUGGAGAACACAGCAAACUACUGAAAAACCUCUAUCACUGGAAAUGAGAACAGAGGAAUCACCACAUGACACAACAGAAUCUAUCGAGUCAUCUGACUCGAGCACUGCACCAUCAUCAGACAGUACCAAACACAAGCGUUCGCGGGCUGCGUUCACACACCUGCAAGUCUUGGAGUUGGAGAAGAAGUUCAAUCACCAGAAAUACUUAUCUGCGCCAGAGAGAGCUCACCUUGCCAGCAGUCUGAGACUAACGGAGACGCAAGUCAAAAUAUGGUUCCAAAACCGUAGAUACAAAACCAAACGGAGGCAACUAGCUUCGGAAUAUGGGAAAGACUGUUACCAAAAGCCGGAGGGACUUCCCUUUUCUGUCACGGAAGAGGAUUUGCGUCGAGCGUCACUUUUGGCAACUAUCUACAAAUCCUAUCCACACCAACCGUACAGGCCGUAUGGCUAUGAUUUGAAUGGAUUUGUUAUAAACGGUGUGUGGAGGGGAGCCGUAUGGUAAUCAAGACUUAAUACGGACAAUUUGAGUGUUUUCAGGGUAUUUCUUGCCUGUAUGUUAUAAACAAUAAAAACAUAUUUUUCAGUA